This is a messenger RNA of Enterobius vermicularis (human pinworm), 333 nucleotides long. NCBI's taxonomy places the organism in Eukaryota, Metazoa, Nematoda, Chromadorea, Rhabditida, Oxyuridae. The record is from the annotation of a GenBank genome assembly.
AUGAUUUAUAUGUUAUAUGAUCUCGUCUUACAAGGUGUUCAUUUCUGCAAUGCUUUUUUGACUUUAGGACGACCAUGCGGCUUCUUUGAAGCACAGUUUUAUUCUUGUAUGGAAGCCUUUGGAAGCAAACUGGGAAGGCUUUACUGCGAUCUAGAGCAUCGGGAUUAUACGGAGUGUCUUACACAGGAAAAGUCGAAAAAACGAUGGAUGGCUAUUCGUAACGAACGACGUAGAAAGUUUUGGAAGGGCGAACUGGAUAAAGCUUUCUUAGAUGAUCAUCCACAACCCGGAGGGUAUGAACCGGAUUAUUUCUCAUGGAAUCGUGUCAAUUAG